AUGGCGGAGUCGGAGUCGGAGGUGCACGUCUUGGUGCAGAGAGUUGUCAAAGACAUCACCAAUGCCUUCAAGAGAAAUCCCAACAUUGAUGAGAUUGGUGUGAUCCCAUGUCCAGAGGCCCGCUACAACCGCAGUCCCAUUGUGUUGGUGGAGAACAAGCUGGGUGUUGAGAGCUGGUGUAUUAAGUUUUUGCUGCCCUAUGUCCACAACAAGCUGCUGCUCUACCGCCAGCGCAAACACUGGCUGGACAGGGGAGCUUUAGUGGAUAUCACCUGCACAUUGUUGCUGCUUAACCCGGAUUUCACCACUGCAUGGAAUGUCAGAAAGGAGCUGCUGCAGUGCGGAGUUCUUUACCCAGAAAAGGACCUCUAUCUGGGCAAGCUUGCCCUCACCAAAUUCCCCAAGAGCCCAGAGACAUGGAUACACCGACGCUGGGUGCUGCAGCAGAUCCUCCAUCAGUUCUCUGCUGUGGGCCACAGCAGGAAGCAGCCGCAGGGUGAAGCAGCACAGGCUGAUAGUGAGAGGAGCCAGCAAGUUAGUGACCAUCUGUCCAGGACUCUCCAGCAAGAGAUAAAAGUGUGCUCUGAUGCUGCCUGCCACUAUUCCAGCAACUACAAUGCCUGGUCCCACCGCAUCUGGGUCCUACAGCACAUGGCCAAGGGGAAUUUCAAGGUUUUCCUUGAUGAGCUGACCUCUAUGCGUCUUUGGGUGUCCAUGCAUGUGUCUGACCACAGUGGGUUCCACUACCGCCAGUUCCUGCUCAAGGAGCUGAUAACUGAGCUCUACCAGACACCACCUUCCACCACCACUACCUGUUCACCGCAGCACCAGUCCACCACAGUCCCAAGCAUCAGUCUCCACCAUCAAAACCAUAACCAAGCUAACAGGGAGCUGUCGGAAGCUGCGGCAGUAGGUGAGGGCGAGAGGCAGCUCAGCUUCACCACAAUCUGUCAGCUCUUCCACCAGGAAAUGGAGCUGUGCUCAGACCUGAUACAGGCCUUCCCUGGACACGAGACACUCUGGAGUCACAGGCGGCAUGUCUUUUACUUGUGGCAUCAGUGGAGGAGGGAGCACCAGAAUCACUGCAGCAGCAAUGGAGGCAACGACUUGGUUCAUCUUAUGUACCAGGACCCAGACCUGCUACAGGACAGCACUCAAAGCUGUACAGGCCGGGGUGAGAUUGUGAACGGACAGAAACAGGCCAGUGAGCUUAUGGAGGUUGACAGAGUGUCGUUCCCUGACCAGCGUGACAAUAAGCGACUGAAGAAGGGUGUCCCGCUGCCUGACCCCCCCACCCUAUCUUCCGAGCACAGUUUUGUAGGUGAUACCAUUGACAGGUGCUCUAACCCUGAGCAGAGACACUUUGCCCUGGCAUACAAGAAGUGGUUAGACACUGUAAUUGGUCAGCAGCCUUGAGAGAGAAAAAGAGAACAGUUAACCCAAUCGUUUCAUAAUAAUGACGUUGCCUUUAGACAAAGAGUUAGGAUCAGCUUACCCAGUGUAGUUUUAACAGUAACUAAUGAUAUUUCAGUUGCAGUGAUGACUAAAGAAAGCAGUCACUAGGCUGUGUAGUAACUGUCAAAUCCUGCUUACAGUGAGUGGAGAAGAUUGGGGUGGAAUGUCUUAGCCUAAUGUCUGAGCCAUUAGUUCUUCAGAAUGGAAAUUUGCACACAUAAUCCUAUUGGUUCACCAUGUGUCUGUUAGUAGAUUCUGAUGUUAUUUUAGGUUUCUUAAUCCCUUAGACAAAAUUCCAUUGUUCAUUUAUUGUGGUCUUGGCAUUUAUCCACAUGGUACUUCAUUUCUGUUAAAAGAUUUCUGCCAAGACCCUCUAAUAAGCUGUCACAGGAGGAGGAACAAUGUCUUUGCGGAGGUGAGAGCUUUGCAGAAUUUACACUUAAUCUUAAUCAUUAUAAAUUAUCUUUGUUAGACCCAAUUGUAAGGAAUGCCAAAUUAGCCAAUAAUAUUGAUGAGAAUACAGAAAUAAUAGAUAUUAUAUAUUUGACCCAAUAAAUUGUGCCAUAAUUUAAUAAUUUUAAACUCAAUUAAUUAUUUUGAAUGGCAUCUGUUUUAUGGAAUUCAUUCUGAUCCCUUAAAAGACUUUUCAAAAGCAUGUGAUAAGCUGAAAGCUGAGUUGGUAGCGAGCAGUGGUAACUGUCACAUAAAGUGUGAAAAAUGGCAUCCUUGAAGGAUCCUUAAAUUAAAUUUUGAAUGUAGAGUUUUAAUAAUGUACAAUGGAUUGAGCCUGGUUCUUAAAUGUAAGUUCACCGGGGGGAAAAAAUUCACUCAUUAUCUACUCACCACUAUGUUGAUGGGGGGUGGGUGACAUUUUUAGUCCACAAAACACCUUUUUUCAGAGAUAAACUUUAUUGCAGCAGAAUCCAAUACAAUUGAAGUCAAUGGUGACUUACACGUGACUCGUAAUAAAAUAAUUACACUCAGAACAAAGUCAUUUACACCAUGUUUUAAGCCUAAAUGUCUGCUAAUAUCUUCCUUCGAGGUGCAUUAACGUACCCUCGGACACACCAUCGUGCGGCUAUGGAUGCUAACUUAGCCACUUUCUGUGGACUUAUAGGCUUAAAACACAGUGUAAAUGACACAGUUUCUAGUUGAAUAUGAAUGCCGGGGCUUGCAGACACUUGGAUGACACCAAACGAGCAGUAUGGAGGCACGUUAUGUUUUUUCUAUUUUAUUACGUCUGAAUAAGGACUCAGCAUUGACUUCAUUUGUAUUGGAUUUGGUUGCAGCAAAGAUUACCCCUAAAACUCCAGUGUUUUGUGGACUCAAACACUUCACCCACCUCUCCAUCGCCAGAGAUGUGAGUAGAUGAGUGAAUUCAAAUUUUUCUGGGAACUAUCCCUUUCUGAAUUGUUUUCCGAAUGAAACUGGAAGAAUCCUCGUUCACUUUUCACUUCUUAAGAUAAAUGUGUGGAAAUUCAUUCAGCCCUUACUUGUUGCAAUGGAAGGUUUUUACUGUCAGAUUCUGCAGAUUUUCAUUCUAAGAGAAGGGACAUUUAUUACCCAUAUUAUAACCUUGAUUUUUUUUUUCUUGAGUUGAUCCUUGUUUGCUGCUCCUUGUUUCAUUUCAGUCCUCUAAUUUUGUCCCCAAUUCCUGUCGCAAUCGGCUAAGUUACAAUAGUUUGCAGUGGAAAGCCAAACAGCCAGUCAAGAGCAUAAAGGUGGUUUUUAAUGUGAAAAGUUAGUCUGCCAACUUGAAGUACUAAAAUUACAAGUAGAGAAAUGUUAACAUCACCUGUUUAGAUGGACUGAUGUUUCCCUUUUAAGGAUAGAGUGCAAUGGCUGGUGGAUGUCAUGUUACUUCAACUUCUUAAUCCGUUGCAGGUGUGUAUGGUGCAACAGAUGACUAUUUAUUAAUAAUAAUUGGUCAUUGUUUUGUGGGCUAGUAUUGGUAAGCAAUAUCACAUCUAUUUUUAUUAUCUUAUCUGGUUACAUUACACCAGGUUAGUUAAGAGUAAGCCAAGCUUCUUUAGACCAAUCAGCCACAACAUUUUAACCAAUAUUAUAAUCACACACCAAUAUAUAAUUAUGUCAUGAUCCUCUCUAGUUUCUCAAGUUUUUGGAGACUUUCUCUCACUGGCCCCCAAGUAUUAACACUGUAGAAAGUCUGGAGAAGCGGGGCAGCUUAAAGCUCACCUGCUAGAGCUGCUACCCCAUUGAGGCUAGGCCUCACCCGUAGCGGCCUGGGUUCGAGUCAGACCCACGGCCUUGUGCUGCAUGUCUUCCCCCAUUCUCUGUCUGCCCCCCUUCUCAGCUUACUCUCUCUGUCGUCUCCAAAGAAAAAAUUAAAGAAAAAAAAGUCUGUAGAAGGCCAUGUGAGAUCACUGCGGACCCAAUUCUCCAGAGUUCCUUCAAAAUGGCUGUAGUGUAAUCUAUACUGGUAAUGGAUGAAAGGUAUUCUUAAAUCCGAAUUAACAAGUCUGAAUUAACCUGUAUUCCAGAUAUUUGCCUUGAAAAUACAAUUGGCAGCAGCUUUAAUUGAUCCAUCUUUUCAUUUUGUUAUGGCUUGCUGUUAUUACUUAGGUUUAGCCAAUUAAAUCACCACCUGUGAAGAAGGAACUGUAACCAUGGUCAUAUUAGCAUAUAUCUCAAAUAGUUUUGUUCAUUAAGAAAUGGUGCACAUCAUCAACAUGUUGCGGUAUUUUAACAUCAUUGCAAACCGAGAAAACAAACUUUGAAUACUAGUCUAUCUAUGCAGAAAUGUUUUUAAUGGUUAUACAAGCUUUUAAAAUGAACAUAAAUGUAGCUACUCUUUUUAUUCUCUGUUAAACUUCAGCGGAUGGUGUUAUGGUAUAAGGUUAUUAAUAAAUAAACUAUGGAAACAGAACAGCCAUGCAGUCAUUAUAUACAUUUUCCAUCAUCUCAAGUUAAUGAGCGUUUCUAUCUUGAGAUAAAAUAAGAAACCCUGGGUUUAAAUUGACCCAGACUAAUGAUGGCACCUCUUUGAUUAGAUCAGGGUUCUCUGUCAAUAUCGGAAUCUAUAAAUAUAUUUUGUGUCACAUUUAAUGUUAUCUGUUUUCCUACUUUUUGAUUUCCUGACAGAGUUUCUUGUAAAUUGCUUGUCUGCCUGUUUUGGAUGCAUUUUAAGUCUGAUGUUAGUCACUUGUUUCCUUUCUGUUUCUGGAUUGCUAGAACAUGAGUUAUAUUUACAUCCAUUAAAUACUAUAAAAAAAACGAAGAAACUAAACCCUCUAAAGUUGUCUGUCUAUGCUUAGAACUAUUACAGUACAAAAGGUGUCACGCUGUGGCAUGAGUGAUUGACAUUUAUCUUUAAAUUAACAAGAUUUAAAAUGCAUCCAAAGUUUAUGGUUACUAAAUGUCCUAAAUUCCACUUAACACAAAACUCAUUAAUAUAACUCCUCAUCAUGGAAGAAAGACCCUGUUAUCCCAAGAUAAGGAAAUAUUCAUCUGUGAUGUCAAGAUAAUACUUUUUAAAAACAUUGCAAGUACAGAGAUUUUUGGCUUCAAUAAGAAUUCCCAGCAGCUCAUUGAUUAAAUAUGUAUGCAUAGGGUUAGAUGUAUCCGGUCUCACUUUGUGUUUUGUUAUCUGCUUACCAGAAAUAUAAAACUCAUCUGUAAUAAAGAAUAUUUUUCAUCUACUGUUUUUUCAACA
Messenger RNA from Limanda limanda (common dab), 5128 nucleotides. RefSeq names its product protein prenyltransferase alpha subunit repeat containing 1 (gene ptar1). The transcript has 7 exons. Gene Ontology annotation, molecular function: protein prenyltransferase activity. The record is from RefSeq and is a predicted model, not a curated record. The coding region runs from base 1 to 1416 and encodes 471 amino acids. Lineage: Eukaryota; Metazoa; Chordata; Actinopteri; Pleuronectiformes; Pleuronectidae. Gene Ontology annotation, biological process: protein prenylation. Gene Ontology annotation, cellular component: cytoplasm.